This is a messenger RNA of Trichogramma pretiosum, 3707 nucleotides long. RefSeq names its product WD repeat-containing and planar cell polarity effector protein fritz (gene frtz). Gene Ontology annotation, molecular function: protein binding. Gene Ontology annotation, biological process: establishment of protein localization; cilium organization; nervous system development. The record is from RefSeq and is a predicted model, not a curated record. Gene Ontology annotation, cellular component: axonemal basal plate. Bases 238 to 3696 code for a protein of 1152 amino acids. The transcript has 14 exons. NCBI's taxonomy places the organism in Eukaryota, Metazoa, Arthropoda, Insecta, Hymenoptera, Trichogrammatidae.
AUGUUCGUCUUAUUGGGCGAAUUGAAUUUCUGGACCUUCGAUAGUGAUGUUGACGUUAAAGACACGGAUUUCGGUGCCUUCAGGUGUGUAUUUCUCCCCCCAAUGCCAGUCCGUGUUUGUACCAUUAACAUUCCGCUGUAAACACUGGAACUGUAAUUACAAUUCCGCUGCGAGGCAAACUAUCAUGACAAAAAAUUCGAAAAUGUUUACGAAGAGGGUAAAAAGUCGUACGCUCAAAUGCGAGGAAUGGUAUAUGUACCGCAGAAUAAAAAAGGGAAUAAGCUGAAGGAUAAUAUUAAAUAUUUAGAGGAACAAUUAGCCACCUACUCAACUGUCUAUUGUCAAUGGUUUGAUUACUGUACAAUCCAAUUAAUGCUCAGUUCUGGAUUGUUAAUUUAUGUACAAGUCAAUCUAUGUAGUGGUGAUAUUCAAAAAAUUAUUUUUGACAAGUACUUAAUUGGAAAGUUAUCAGAACGAUUAUCUGAUGUGAUCAUUACAAAAAAUUACUUGGUCUGUACUUACAAUGAUACUCAAGUUACAUUAAUUAGUUUUGCCAAGUCCAAGAAAAGUAUAUUUGAUAAAAUCAAUAAGUUAGAUUCUAAAAUUGUAACUUUUGACUUGUGCGGUCCAGCAGGGCGUAGAUUAGAGAAAAAAAUCCAACACAAUAAAUCUGAAGAUUUAAUAUUAAUAUGGUGGAAAUCCACCAUGAAUGAAGUAUUUCCAUGGAGUCCAACCGUAAAAGAACACGAUCGUGCUAAUGUACAUCUCUACAGAAUUAUUGGUUCAAAGCUGGAAUUAUUGUGUUACCUUCGAACCGAGUUCGACCCUUUGUGUAUCACAUUUCAUACUAGUUACAAUAACGUCUUCCACUCUUUAGAACAAAAGGUGUCGAGAAAGGGCGAAGUUACGGUCGAGUGGCGCACUUACGAAGUGUCUCAAAAUGAUAAACUGCAAAAAAUAGCAAUCGUCUCUGUACCUCUACCCACCCACACAAGCUGCGUGAAAUUUUCACCGAAUCAAGAUAUUUUGCUUUUGUGCUGCAUCGAUGGCACAAUUACUUUACAUAAUCAAGUAAAAGGCGUCAAUAACAUCAUUAAAACUGCUUUUAUACCCACUCUAGCUUGUUGGCACAGUGAUGGACAUUUAUUUGCCGUUGCUAAUGAAAGAGGUCAAGUGCAAUACUUCGAUAUUGCAUUAAACUGCCUAAAAAGUCAAAUGACCGGUGAAGAUAUCGCACCUGCCAAUGUGAUCGAUUUAUCUUCCUAUUUUCGGACUCAACCUGCACUCAUUAGACUCGAAUGGGCUAAAAAAAAUGAGCCAAACACUUUUGUAGAUUACUACAAUCACGGAGAUUCUUUAAUUUUUUUAUUAUUUGAAAGAGGUCCAAUUGCAAUAUUUAGAAGUAUAGAAAGUGAUAAUUUAGGUGGAGAUGUGUUAGUGCAAAAGUAUUUAGGGCUAUCACUUGUUCAACAAGCAACCUCUCUGUUAUUAGCUAUGAAUUGGGAUUUACAUCCUCAAGCUUGUAUGCAUUCAUUAAAUCAAAUUGUAAAUUUUCUUUUCAAGAUGCCAUUGACACCUGAUAGAGAAAAUCUUAUCCAAAAUGCUCUGGGUAGUUUUCAUGUCCCAGCUAAACCCUUGAGUCAGGCAGUUAUUGACGAAUAUGGCAAUGAAGUUCGUGAUUUGACAAGAAGAUUUUUCCAUUAUCUCCUUAGAUACCGACUUUUUGAGAAAGCAUUUCGUUUGGCUAUUGAUUUGAGCGAUCACGACCUUUUCAUGGAUAUACACUUUUAUGCUGUUGUUCUGAAAGAUACUGAAAUGGCUGCUGCAGCGAAGGAAAAAGCUGAAGAAAUUAUUAGUAGAUGCAAUAGUAGUAAUAGUUCGCAUUCAACAUGCUCACGGCCUUCAUGUUCGAUAUGUUCAGAUUCCGAAAGUGAUAAAGAUGAAUCUUACUCCGAAGAUACCGAAAGUGAAGAACCACCUAGAAAAGAAAAACUUCAUUCAAAGCGUAUGCCCAAACUUAAUUACCCAAAAAGUCUAAAUAGUCAAGUUCCGCCACUUCCUGUUGUUUAUACACCAGUAUAUAAUAACGGUGGCUUCAUGUCGACAUCUUUUAAUGAAACAGUAGAUAGCACUCAUAAUAAUUUGAUGUCUACUUCCUUUAAUUUACCUAGUAGUAAUAUUACUCCAGUUUCUUUAAGCUAUUCUGCUUCCGAUUUGAUUCCAAAUACUCUUUUGUCUGCUAGACCUUAUAGUAGUACAUCAGCAACUUUUAGUUUAAUAACAACUCCUACGUUCACUCAGCCAGUAAAUUACGAUAAUUUAGUAUCUCCAGUUGAAAGUUUAUCCAUUAUGAAUCAAUUAACUCCAAGUGUUGCACAAUUAUCUUUAAAUAGCAUGUCCUUAGAAAAUAUUGCAAAUCCUUAUCAAUCAGCAAACAUUGUGCCAAGUGCUAUUCCAACCAGUAUUUGUGAUACAAAACCAAUUGAAAUUAUAAGUUCUACUAUGUCUUCCAUUGUGACCAAUACCACUAGUAAUCUGAUGACAACAUCAUUCACAAACUUUUCAUCAAACACAAUAUCUUUUUCAGAGAAUGGAAAUAAUGUUCAAAAAAAUACUGAAUUCAAUAGCAAUAAUACAUUUUCAAGUGGUAUUAAAACAAAUUCUCCACUGACAUCCAGUGCCUUAAGUAACCUUCCAAUAAAUAAGACUGAAAUUACUCUUAAAACAUCUUCUGAAGUUAAUGAGUCACCUUCACCUCCAAUAUUUAAUUCUGUUAGUAAUCUAAUGUCUACUUCCUUUAAUGAUCCAGUGGAUGCAAAUGAUGAUUCCAAUGGCAAUUCAUGUGAUAGUUCAAGUAACAGUAAUUCAACGAAAGACCAUUCAGCUUCAAACAUUCCACCUCCACCACCCCCUUUGAUUACUGAUACCUUAUCCAGUUACAUGCAAAAUUUACCUAAAAAAAGUUUUUCUCUUUCUGGAAGUACACCAGGUUUAUUAGAUUUGGAUAAUUCUUUUUCAAAAUUUCAGCAUGCACAGCCACUGCAUGCACCACCCAGUUUUUUACCUCAUCAAAAUUCAGUUUCCAAUAUAUUACAGUCUCAUCAUAGAAAUAAUAUUCAAGCGACUCGUAAAUAUAGACUAGAUUAUGAUCUUGAUUAUAUACCCUUCCAUAACAGUUGUGAUAAUUUGAGUUCAUCCAAUGCUCAUACAAGUCAUAUUAAAUCAAAUAAUUACAAUUUCUCUCCAAAACCCUUUGACAGUAAGUUGUACAAAUUAGGAAUUUCACAAAGUAGUGUGAACGUUAAUUCAAUUAGAGAUUAUAGACCAUCUUCCAAUGUGCCACCAUUACCUAUUAUAACUACUUCAUCUAAUGAAAAACUCUCUUCCCCUUCAACAACACCUUUGGAUACUGUGGCAACUGUAACAGAUAAGCCCAAAGUCAAAUUCUCGGAUACUGUUACACAUAUUUUAGUACCUACUUCCGGACCAACAUACCGACCAAUUAGAUCUGUUACACAGUUACAUCCAAUGGAUCCCAAAAGAGAAUUGGCAGACAGUUUACCAUUGUGUUUGGGAAAUGAAGAUUAUUUAAAAGACUUUCAACCUUUAUCUAAAGAUGGUUCUGAUAAAGUUAAAGAUUCAAUAAAAACUGAGGAGCCCGCCAAAAUCAAAGUUGUACACUUUGGUCUUCUGUAGUAAUGCAAAGG